GAGGACCAAGGCUCUGUUUCCCUUUUACCUCUCCGCCUCGCCUCCUCCUCCCCCAAAUAAGAGUACAGAGCUUGCCUCGAGGUCUCAGGGUCAAGAACUCAUCGUCUCUCAAGGGUUCUGGAGACUCGUCUACGAUCAAUUGCUAUUUUACGCACAACCGACCAAGACAACGGCAUCAUGGCGACCAAGGAGCCUCUCACCUCCAAGAAGUAUGUCGACGGGAUUUACAUCCCUGCCGGCCUGCUUGUUUUUGGCACGUUCAUUGUCAAGCGGGAAUGGCUACCGUACGCUAUUGUUCUGGCCCUCGCGCUGGGCGCCCUGAAGUUCAUUAGAACUCAACCCAAGAAAUCCUUGAAGCCAGACGUCUUCCAGGAGUUUGAGCUCAAGGAGAAGACCAUCCUCUCCCACAACACCGCCAUCUACCGCUUCGCCCUCCCCAGCCCGUCCCACCUCCUCGGCCUGCCCAUCGGCCAGCACAUCUCGAUCGGCGCCGUCCUGCCCCAGCCCGAUGGCUCCCACAAGGAGAUUGUGCGGUCGUACACGCCCAUCAGCGGCGACGAGCAGGCAGGCCACUUCGACCUCCUGAUCAAGUCGUACCCGACAGGCAACAUCAGCAAGCACUUCGCCUCGCUGGCCGUGGGCCAGCCCAUCCGCGUCCGCGGGCCCAAGGGCGCCUUCUCGUACACGCCCAACAUGGUGCGCCACUUCGGCAUGAUCGCCGGCGGCACCGGCAUCACACCCAUGCUGCAGGUCGUCAAGGCCAUCAUCCGCGGCCGCAAGGCUGGCGACCGCACCGAGGUCGACCUCAUCUUUGCCAACGUCACCAAGCAGGACAUCCUGCUCAAGGAGGACCUCGACGCCCUCGCCGAGGAGGACAAGGGCUUCAGGGUGCACUACGUCCUGGACAAGCCGCCUGAGGGGUGGACCGGCGGUGUCGGCUACGUCACUGGUGACAUGAUCUCGAAAUGGCUGCCCAAGCCUGCCGACGAUGUCAAGAUUCUCCUCUGCGGCCCGCCUCCCAUGAUCAGCGGCCUGAAGAAGACCACCGAAUCUCUGGGCUUCAAGAAGGCCCGCCCCGUCAGCAAGCUUGAGGACCAGGUCUUUGCCUUCUAG
Molecule: messenger RNA, 1113 nt
Organism: Cryphonectria parasitica EP155
Lineage: Eukaryota; Fungi; Ascomycota; Sordariomycetes; Diaporthales; Cryphonectriaceae
Product: NADH-cytochrome b5 reductase 1
Exons: 4
Coding region: 178-1113 (311 amino acids)
Cellular component (GO): endoplasmic reticulum
Molecular function (GO): oxidoreductase activity
Source: RefSeq, a predicted model, not a curated record